AUGGGCCACUACAAUGGCAACUCAAAACGUCCGCUCGGCGGCUUCGAUGAGGUCUACAACGACUUCAAAAAGCAUUGUUCAGCUGAUCGUGUGAACACCGACCUCGCCGUCACCAUCUCCAUUCGUGAGAAACAUCCAGACGCCCAUGUCACGACCAUCAGCGCGCCUGACUGCGACUUGCUUGGCUUCGCAGAGGCAGGGAGUCUCGAGACAAGACUGCGCACCGAGGGCGACAACUUCCUCGCACAGAGAACCUACACUCCACCGGCGACCCGUCUGGAGCAAGGCCAAGGCAGUCUGGGCGAAAGGGUCGGCUUCGGAUUCUAUGAUGGCAGGUAUGAUGGGCAGGAGUUCAACUUCUAUGAAGCGAGGUGGCGGGAUGAGUUCUUCGGCAGAGGGACAAAGAACUACUACAUCUUAAGUCCUAAAGCUGAGAUCGAUGCUGCCGGGCACUCUGCGUGGGUCGACUCGCUCCUACUUGCUGCUUCGAAGUGGACCAGCGAGCUUCAUGAUGAGAUCUACGUCUUUGACUCCGGCGAGUGGGACAAGAACAAGCAUCUCUGGAAAGCGGUGCAGAACAGCAAGUGGGACGACGUGAUCAUGGAUCCAGCGACGAAGGACACCUUGGUCUCAGACGUGCAGAACUUCUUCGACAGCCGCUCAAUCUACGAGGAGUAUGCCGUGCCGUGGAAGCGUGGCAUCAUCCUGCAUGGUACUCCCGGCUGCGGAAAGACGAUCAGCAUCAAGGCACUCAUGAACGCUCUCGACAAGCGCUCUCCACCAGUCGCCAGUCUGUACGUCAAGACGUUCACGACCAACUGCCCGGGAGAAGAGUACAGCAUCCGAGAGAUCUUCGAGAGGGCUCGGGUGUUGGCUCCGUGCAUGCUCGUUUUCGAGGAUCUGGACAGCCUGGUGAAGGACAAGAUUCGCUCUUAUUUCUUGAACGAAGUCGAUGGUCUGGAAGACAACAACGGCAUCCUGAUGGUCGGCUCUACAAACCACCUCGACCGCCUCGAUCCCGGCAUCUCCAAGCGCCCGAGCAGGUUCGACCGCAAGUACCACUUCAAGAUUCCCGGCUACGACGAGCGCAUCCUCUACUGCGAGUACUGGAAGAAGAAGCUGGAGAAGAACAGCAAGAUCGACUUCGACCCGGCCAUUUGCGAUGUAGUAGCCAAGCUUACGGAAGGCUUCAGCUUCGCAUACAUGAAGGAGCUGUUUGUGCAGACGCUGCUGACGAUAGUGGGUGGCAGGGAGCAGGAGCUGGACGCGAUGCAGACUGCCGAAGAGGCUAAGGUUGUUCCGGGCUCAGCGACGCUCGUGGUUGGGAAGGGCAAGGUCGAUACUACCGCAGCAAAGGAGGAGUCUGAGCAAGCUUCGACGCCAGAGAAGGCGGAGGAGAAGAAAGAGAAGAAGCCGGAAUUCGCUAUGCCUCAGGUCGAGAUCCCGGACAAUCUGAAGUCGAACUCGCUCAUGCGCGUGCUCGAUAAGCAGGCUACUGCGCUGUGGAAGGACAUGGAUAACUCUACAGAUCCUGAGGCUGGCCGCAAGCCUGCUGCCAAGGACGAGGAUGAGGACAGCGACGACGACAAGAAGGGGUGUUGUUGA
Molecule: messenger RNA, 1605 nt
Organism: Saxophila tyrrhenica
Lineage: Eukaryota; Fungi; Ascomycota; Dothideomycetes; Mycosphaerellales; Extremaceae
Exons: 1
Coding region: 1-1605 (534 amino acids)
Biological process (GO): retrograde protein transport, ER to cytosol; mitotic spindle disassembly; autophagosome maturation
Cellular component (GO): nucleus; VCP-NPL4-UFD1 AAA ATPase complex; cytosol
Molecular function (GO): ATP hydrolysis activity; polyubiquitin modification-dependent protein binding; ATP binding
Source: RefSeq, a predicted model, not a curated record